Messenger RNA from Zootermopsis nevadensis, 1613 nucleotides. RefSeq names its product transport and golgi organization 4 (gene Tango4). Gene Ontology annotation, biological process: mRNA splicing, via spliceosome. Lineage: Eukaryota; Metazoa; Arthropoda; Insecta; Blattodea; Termopsidae. Gene Ontology annotation, cellular component: Prp19 complex; precatalytic spliceosome; catalytic step 2 spliceosome. The record is from RefSeq and is a predicted model, not a curated record. Gene Ontology annotation, molecular function: protein binding.
ACUGUCAUGGCCAACUAUAAUCAAUGCAAGUGAUUUGCUGAAAAGUAAAGACGUUGAUGAGUUUUGUUGUGGUAACGGUUAUUGACUUCAGAUUACGAGUUAAAGACAGUUAAUUUACUCAUUCUGCAUUAUGACUGAGGAUGUACAAAGGCAUUCAGUGCACACUUUGGUGUUCCGUUCCCUGAAACGAAGCCAUGAUAUGUUUCUAUCAAAUCAUGGAUUUUUGGCACCUAUUGAUGAAAAGGCUGAAAAAGUGAAGAAAACUGUAAAAGCAAGAGAUUGUUAUGGUUUAGUAUUUGACCGUGUGAAGAGAAAUAAUACUCUGAAGUUGCACAGUGCAGAAAGAGACCUGAAUCUUCAGCAUGGAGCUAUACAAGAUGGUGUGAACUACACUAGUGAUGCCACAAUGGUUGCUGAAGGAGCCCUUGUUCCAGCUAGUGCUGUAUCUGGUACUGGUGUUGUACAUAUACCAGCUCCUGCAACUGGUAAUACUGUACAAAGCAUUAUACCCCGUCGAGCCCCUGCCAUGCCAAAGCCAAAGUGGCAUGCUCCAUGGAAGUUGUACCGUGUAAUAUCAGGCCAUUUAGGAUGGGUACGCUGUGUGGCAGUUGAACCCGGAAAUGAGUGGUUUGCUACUGGCUCAGCUGACAGAGUUAUCAAGAUCUGGGACUUGGCCAGUGGCCAUUUGAAGGUGUCAUUGACUGGACAUAUCAGCAGUGUUCGAGGGCUUGCUGUCAGUGCGAGACACCCUUAUCUCUUCAGCUGCGGGGAAGAUCGGCAGGUCAAGUGCUGGGAUCUGGAAUACAAUAAGGUGAUUCGUCACUAUCAUGGACAUCUUAGUGCUGUGUAUACACUGGCACUACAUCCAAACAUUGAUGUUCUGGUAACAGCUGGUAGGGAUGCAACAUGUCGUGUCUGGGAUAUGCGGACAAAGGCAAAUGUUCAUACACUGACAGGACACACAAACACAAUUGCUAGUGUUGUGUGUCAAGCUGCUGAGCCACAGAUUGUGACUGGGAGUCAUGACUGUACAAUUCGACUGUGGGAUCUGGCUGCAGGGAAGUCCAAGGCAACCCUAACAAAUCACAAGAAAAGUGUCAGAUCAUUAGUGUUUCAUCCAACACUUUACAUGUUUGCUUCGGCUUCUCCAGACAAUAUCAAACAGUGGAAAUGCCCAGAUGGGAAGUUCAUCCAGAAUUUACCAGGUCACAAUGCAAUUAUAAACUGUCUGGCUGUGAACCCUGAAGGUGUGUUGGUAUCGGGAGCAGAUAAUGGCACAUUGCAUUGCUGGGACUGGCGAACAGGAUACAAUUUCCAGAGGCUGCAAGCUCCAGUUCAGCCAGGUUCUAUGGACAGUGAGUCUGGUAUUUUCUCUAUGAUAUUUGACCAGAGUGGAAGUAGACUGCUUACAACGGAAGCAGAUAAAACAAUAAAAAUAUACAAAGAAGAUGAUACAGCUACGGAAGAGACACAUCCAAUUCACUGGCGGCCAGAGAUUCUCAAGAGAAGGAAGUACUGAGAAAUAAACUGGCAUCACAAAAUAUGGCUUCAAAUGACUUACAUUAUUCAUGUGCCAAUAUAAACAUUUUAUUAAUAAAUAAUUUGAAAUGCUU